Molecule: messenger RNA, 429 nt
Organism: Elaeis guineensis (African oil palm)
Lineage: Eukaryota; Viridiplantae; Streptophyta; Magnoliopsida; Arecales; Arecaceae
Source: RefSeq, a predicted model, not a curated record
AUGGAGGAAUUGAUCGAUGCCUGCCCAGAGGCUGUGAAAGCAGUGACAUGCCAAGGAGAGACCGUUGCUCAUUUGGCUGUAAGAUCAAAUCAUUUUGAGGUAGUUGAGUUCUUGGUGGAGAAGCUAGGCGGUGAUGACGAGCUACUUAACUCCAAAGAUGAAAAAGGAAACACCAUUCUGCACCUCGCUGUUGCUAGAAAACAACUUCAGAUUUUGAAGUUCUUACUAAGUAAGCCUGCAACCCAAGUGAACUCUAUCAACUUGAAGGGAUUCACUCCACUUGAUGUGUUGUUGGAGUCGCCAAGUGAGCAUGGAGACCUCGUUCUGGGGGAGAUGAUUCGAGUUGCAGGCGACGGGGAGUUGGCCGCAAUAACUCCAAAGAAAAUUGGAAGUAAGAUUCAUGACAUUCGCAGUCCCAUCCUCAAUUAG